AUGGUUACGUUGAUAAGAUCCGUCUUCUUAUCACAACCAUCUAUUCUAGAACUCGAUAAGGUGAUAGCAGAUAUUGAGAGCACAAAACAGAAGAACAACGAAGUGUGCGACGAAACCGAUAAAAUUGCAAAUUGGAACAUAUACUGCAGUGGUCCUAUACUCACCGCAAUGAAUUUGCAUCAGGUGGAAAUGGAUUCAAAAACAUUCGUCGACAGACCGUUGAAAGCCGAUCCCGACGUGGUUUUACAAGAAUUUAAAAAGGAAUUCGGAAAGACAAAGAUAGCAAAUAUUAGUGUGCAGAAGCUUAUAAAUUUUCGAAAUCGCUUUUUUGGUGAGCCAGGCACGGAAUUGAAGGGUUGCGUUAUUCCGGAAUGGAAGGAAUUACCACCGAAAAUUGCUAGGAUAAAGGAUGAAAACCUGAAACGUUUUGCACUAUUUUUGAAUCAAAGAUGGAAAGAUCUAUGCAGACAAAUGACUAGAAUCGAGAAUCCUAAACAGAAUUCUCUGAUCGAAGUACCCCAUCCAUUCAUUGUCCCAGGUGGUCGAUUCAGGGAAUUUUAUUAUUGGGACGCAUAUUGGAUUGUGAAAGGUUUAAUUGCAAGUGACCUACUCGUAAUGAUCAGAAACAAACUGUGGUUUGGAUUUGUACCGAACGGUGGACGUAUCUAUUAUUUGAGACGUUCACAACCACCAUUUCUCACCCCAAUGAUGUACGAAUAUUACGAAGCCACGGGAGAUAUUGAAUUCAUAAAGGAAAAUUUCAAUCACCUUGUAAAAGAAUAUGAAUUUUGGGUUCAAAACAGGUCAGUAUCAGUGAUAGAUGAGAAGGGAUAUAAACACAAAAUAUAUCAGUAUCAUACUAUUUCAAAUGUACCUCGUCCGGAAUCAUUCCGAGCUGAUAUUCGAGCUGCAGUAGAAGUUGGGAAAAACGACAGGCAGAAAUUCUUUCAGGAUAUUGCAUCAGCGGCGGAAUCCGGUUGGGACUUUUCGUCGCGGUGGUUCAGAGAUAGAAAUACAAUGAAAACCAUUGAAACAACUAAUAUUUUACCGGUCGAUCUGAAUUCACUGCUCUGUUGGAAUGUCAAUAUUCUCAAAUACUUUGCUAAUAUCAUCGGUAAUACACAGAAGGCAGAGGAAUUUGAGAAGAAAGGACAAGAAGCUUGGAAAGCCUUAAAUGCCAUAUUUUACAAUAAAUUGAAAAAGGCUUGGUUCGACUACAAUUUCCGCAUCAAAUCACAUAAUACCUUGUUCUACCCAACCGUUGCAAUGCCUCUAUUCACGGGCUGUUAUACAAUGUUGGAUUACGGUAAAUCGACAAAAGUUAUUGACUUUAUGAAUGAAUCAAAUGUUUUCAAUUAUCCAAGUGGUAUACCGGCAAGCCUAAAGAAUACCGGACAGCAAUGGGACUUGCCGAACGGUUGGCCUCCCUUGCAACACAUAAUCAUUGAAGGGAUGCGGAAAUCCGACAAUCCCGAAGCUCAGGAAAUGGCAUUCAAAUUGGCACGAAAAUGGAUAUUAGCCAAUUACAAGAUAUAUAAUACAACCAAAAAAAUGUGGGAAAAAAUUGAUGUUACUGGGACAAUUCCCAAGCCAGGAGCUGGUGGCGAGUAUGACGUACAGGAUGGUUUUGGAUGGACAAAUGGUGUUGUCCUAGACCUUUUGACUACUUAUUAUGAUCGAAUGACUAUUGGAGACAUUGGACAAAAUGUCACGCAUAGGCCAUCCGUUAGACCCUGUCGCAGUAAAACGCAUCGCAUCCGUUACAGACUAGUUCCAUUGCUUUGCACCACCGUUUUUUAUUUCCUCAGAUUUUAG
This is a messenger RNA of Brugia malayi, 1815 nucleotides long. RefSeq names its product Trehalase family protein (gene Bma-tre-3.2). Gene Ontology annotation, molecular function: alpha,alpha-trehalase activity. Bases 1 to 1815 code for a protein of 604 amino acids. The transcript is spliced from 13 exons. Gene Ontology annotation, biological process: trehalose catabolic process. The record is from RefSeq and is a predicted model, not a curated record. Lineage: Eukaryota; Metazoa; Nematoda; Chromadorea; Rhabditida; Onchocercidae.